CUCUGACCCUCCCCCUCCCUCCUCUCUCCACGUACGGAGUACUUCUAUUUGUGUACAUUUUGUGUAAUAUUUCAGAAUUUGGUGAAUAUCUUGCCGGCAAUAUCGCCGACAUAAAAGAUAACGGAAAGAAUCACAGUAUUAGUCACCCAUACUGUGUAGUGCAAGCGUUUUGCUAAAAGCUAAGCAUUUAGCAAAAAAAUAUCAAAUGUUGCCUUUAAUCGACAUGUUUCACAACGAACCGGGGGUGUAUGAGCUUUAUAAAGCCGACACCAGUGCCAUAAGAUUUCAAGUGAGAUACCCCAACGGAACAGGCUUUGCAUGUUUCACUCUCACUGCUAAAGAAAACCCAAAAAAAGACCUCUAUCAGGUUUUCUUUGGACCAACUUAUAGGUUUGUGGAUAUAACAAAAAAUGGAGAGCACGAAUCUAAACGAUUCACAUUAUCUGAACCCAUUGGUUCUGAUUUCCGAGAAUUUUGGAUGACGUGGCAUUCUGGAGUUAUUUGUAUGGGGGAGAGUGACCGACCAAAUCCCAUCCUUGUAUACACUGAUCACAGAAUAACACGUAAUAAUAUUGGUUUCAUUAAAUUCUUUAUAAAAUCUGCAAGAUGGCCAGUGGAAUGGUUUUAUGAAGCCUCUCCAGUUGUUCUAAAAUCUGUUGAAAACAGGAAGAUUGAAGGUGGCAUUGUGGAUUGGGUUGAAGUGGACAGCAACUCACCAUUUCCCGAUGACGCUCUAAUUGCCGGUUUUGAGAACGAACAACCUUUGUAUGUUGCCAGAGCCAGGAUUAAUGGAUCUCUUUGUGUAGGAAAAUACUUACGUUCUAAGCGCCGUGGCUAUUUCCCGUGGGGCGGGCGACAAUAUGUAGAAGAUGAGGUGGAGUUACUCACUGGUUAUAAUGUAAAAUGGGUUAAAACAAAAGGCGCCUGCAUACCAGAAAACGCAGUCGUCGGCGGUUACUCUGAAGUGCGGAGAGAGCCGUUGUACAUUGGCCGUGCGAUGUAUGAGAACAAUCUUCUGGUGGGAAAGGUUCACGUCCUGUACAAGGCGUGCUACUUCGCACACAGACGGAAGGAGGUGGAAGUGUCGGCGUAUGAGAUUAUGGUCCGGGGCGACUUGUCGGGGCGGGGUGAGCUCGCGGUAGACCUGGACGAGAAGCAUGAGCACAGGCCGCCGCGGCAGCUUGUCCUGUAGGUGCAACGUAUCCAGUUACUGGCAUUGAUGGUGUACUGGUUAGAAUGAAAUUUACACAAGCCAAGCAUAAAAGCAAAGUUGAAAUUUUGUCAUUGUCAAAUAUAGUGAUAAUAUAGAAAAUAAUUUAAUUCCGUGAAGCCUACUCGUGACGUUCAUAGAUGAAAAUGUACAACUGAUGUCUCAAUUUGGGACUCAUAAUUAGAUAUCUGCAAUUAUUUAAAAUACUUAUUGUUGUUCCUGAAGUUUAUUUUUAAAACUGUUGUAAAUCUCUUGUUGUGAUAUUAAUUUCUCUUAAAAGAUGCAAGAAUAGUGGGGAUGCACUAAGGCUAAGAAUUUGGGUACUUAUGACGAAGAAUAAUCGACUGUGAUGUGACCAAGAAUAUAGACUUUAUUUUGGGCUGAUUUUAGAAAUGUUCUAUUGUACAGUCUUCUAGCCUAUUUAAUAAUAUUUGAUAUUUUGUUUAUACGUAGAUACUUAUACGUUUCUAUGUCUUGUUAUUCUAUAAAUAUUUAAACUAGUAAAAUCUAAUAAAAAUUCUAAUUUUAACGAUA
Molecule: messenger RNA, 1744 nt
Organism: Pectinophora gossypiella (pink bollworm)
Lineage: Eukaryota; Metazoa; Arthropoda; Insecta; Lepidoptera; Gelechiidae
Exons: 5
Coding region: 206-1192 (328 amino acids)
Source: RefSeq, a predicted model, not a curated record